Molecule: messenger RNA, 1321 nt
Organism: Phalaenopsis equestris
Lineage: Eukaryota; Viridiplantae; Streptophyta; Magnoliopsida; Asparagales; Orchidaceae
Product: tricetin 3',4',5'-O-trimethyltransferase
Exons: 3
Coding region: 43-1119 (358 amino acids)
Biological process (GO): methylation
Molecular function (GO): protein dimerization activity; O-methyltransferase activity; S-adenosylmethionine-dependent methyltransferase activity
Source: RefSeq, a predicted model, not a curated record
CUUCCCCUCUAUCUUCCCCUCCAAUCUCACUCCACCCAAUCAAUGGGCAGCCACAACACCAACGCCGAUGGCCCUAGAGACGACGAGGCCGCCUGCCUCUAUGCGAUGCAGCUCAUCAGCUUCUCCGUCCUCCCCAUGACCCUCAAAGCCGCCAUCGAACUCAAACUUCUGGAAACCAUCUCCCUUGCCGGCCCCGGUGCUCUGCUCUCCCCAGCCGAAAUCGCCUCCCGCAUCCCCUCCAUCUCAAACCCCCAAGCCCCCAUCAUGCUAGAUCGCAUUCUCCGCCUACUCGCGAGCUAUUCUAUCAUCACCUGCUCCGUCUCCCCUUCCGGCGAGCGCCGCUACGGCCCCGCUCCUGUUUGUAAGUAUCUCACCCCCAACGAUGAUGGGGUUUCGAUGGCUGCCCUCUCUCUAAUGAAUCAGGAUAAGGUGUUGAUGGAGAGCUGGUAUCAUCUCAAGGAUGCGGUAAUCGAAGGCGGUAUUCCGUUCAAUAAGGCCUAUGGAAUGACGGCGUUUGAGUACCACGGAACGGAUCCGAGGUUCAAUAAGGUGUUUAACAAUGGGAUGUCCGGUCAUUCGACCAUUAUUACCAACAAAUUGUUGGAGAUUUAUGAGGGUUUUGAUGGAUUGGGUUCGUUGGUUGAUGUCGGCGGUGGUGUGGGAGCGACAUUGGGGAAGAUUACCGCCAAAUAUGGAGGGAUUAGAGGAAUUAAUUUUGAUCUUCCGCAUGUUAUUUCUGAAGCCCCGCCGCUUCCAAGAGUGGAGCAUGUGGGUGGUGAUAUGUUUGAGAGCGUUCCUGCUGCUGAUGCCAUUUUCAUGAAGUGGAUUCUUCAUGAUUGGAGCGACGAUCAUUGCUUGAAAUUGUUGAAGAAUUGUUGGAAGGCCCUCCCUGAAAAUGGCAAAGUGAUUGUUGCUGAAUGCAUUCUUCCGGAAGAGCCUGAACAAUCCGUAGCAGCAAGAGGUGUCUUCCAUCUUGAUCUCAUCAUGUUGGCUCACAACCCUGGGGGCAAAGAGAGGACGGAGAAGGAGUUCGAUUCGUUGGCAAAGAAGGCUGGAUUCUCUCAGUUAAAAUCCAUCUACAUUUUUGCAGGCACUUGGGUGAUGGAAUUCAUCAAGUAGAUUGUUGUGAGAGGUAUUAAAUUGCAUAUGUAUUGGCUUUUUUUAUCGUGGCUUCAUCCAAGUAUCCGUCGAUCUCUUUUGUUUUCAUCAUUUCGUGUUUUUGAAGAGUAUGUUUGAGUUUUCUUUUUUUUGUUUUUGUUUUUGAUGAGUAAAAAUAUUUGAUUAUUGUUCACUGUUAAGCUCAUCAUUCUCAUUGGUUUUA